Molecule: messenger RNA, 3324 nt
Organism: Oncorhynchus keta (chum salmon)
Lineage: Eukaryota; Metazoa; Chordata; Actinopteri; Salmoniformes; Salmonidae
Gene: tceanc2
Product: transcription elongation factor A (SII) N-terminal and central domain containing 2
Exons: 4
Coding region: 227-898 (223 amino acids)
Biological process (GO): DNA-templated transcription
Cellular component (GO): nucleus
Source: RefSeq, a predicted model, not a curated record
UUUUAUUUUUACACCAUACGGGGACAAUACUAGAAAACACUAUGAAUUUGGAGCUAUUUACGCAUUGUCAAUGCCACUGAAAUCGAUCUACCGGUAGGUAGUACGUGAACUCGCGCCGCUUAGUUAAGACGCUUGUCAACCGAACAAAAAAACUCGCUUUCUUCGCAGGAUAACAAGUAUUUGGAAGAGUUGUUUUCAUAAUGAUUACAAAUAAACUACUAUAUCGAUGAUCGACCCCCCAUCCAUAAAUAAAUCCAAGACACCUUGGAAAAUGGACAAAUUCGUGGUGCGUCUACCAAACGGGGAAGUACCCAAGGAAACGAAGGGUAAAGAAAAGGUGUAUCGACAAGCAACUAUUGAGUCUCUACGCAGAGUGGUGGUGAUCGAAGACAUUGAAAGGUACAAGUCCACGCUGGAACUGCCUGGCCAGACCAAGGAGAAUCUGCUACUAGCCCUGGCAGAGCUCAACAAGAAGAUGCCGUCCAAGGAGGUGCUCAAGUCAACCAGAAUAGGCCACACUGUUAACAAGAUGCGUAAGCAUCACCCCGACCCUGAGGUGAGUUCCCUAGCGGCUGAAGUGUACACUGUAUGGAGGCGCUUCAUUGAAGAGCACUCCAACAAGCCCUCCAUAGAAGUACGCUGUGACAAGCAGACUGAGGGACUGAGGAACAACGCCAGGAGAAUGUUGUCUGAAGCUCUGGAAGUGGAGACAGACAGUGGUCUGGUGGAGAACAUAGAGAGAGAGGUAUUCCACCAGAGUUCUCGGCUGGUCAGCGGCUCCUACAGACGAACUAUCAGGAAGCUGGUCUUCGCCCUCAAACACCAGCCAGAGGUCAGGGGUCAAGUCAAGGAGAGUAAGAUCCCAGUAAACCAGCUGGUGUCCACCCACAAGAAGUAAAUGUACUCUGUUCAGAACCUUCUCUAUGGAAAAAAUAUCUAUACAUACAUACAUACAUACAUACAUACAUACAUACAUACAUACAUACAUACACACAUACACACAUACACACAUACAUACACACACACUGUACCGGUCGAAUGUUUGGACAGACCUACACAUCCCAGGGUUUUUAUUUAUAUUGUAGAAUAAUAGUGAAGACAUCAAAACUAUGAAAUAACACAUGGAAUCAUGUAACAAAAAAAGUGUAAAACAAAUCAAUAUAAUUUAUUUUGAUUCUUCAAAGUAGCCAACCUUUGCCUUGAUGGCAGCUUUGUACACUCUUGGCAUUCUCUCAACCAGCUUCAUGAGGAAUGCUUUUCCAACAGUCUUGAAGAAGUUCCCACAUAUGCUGAGCACUAGUUGGCUGCUUUUCCUUCACUCUGCGGUCCAACUCAUUUUGGGGUGGCAGGUAGCCUAGUGGUUAGAGCGUUGGGCCAGUAACCGAAAGGUUGCUAGGUCGAAUCCCCGAGCUGACAAGGUAAAAAUCUGUCAUUCUGCCCCUGAACAAAGCCCAUGUUACCCCUGCCCCUGUUCCUAGGCCGUCAUUGUAAAUAAUAAUUUGUUCUUAACUGACCUGCCUCGUUAAAUAAAGGUAAAAAAAACAAAUGCCAAAACCGUCUCAAUUGGGUUGAGGUCGGGUGAUUGUGGAGGCCAGGUCAUCUGAUGCAUCUCUAUUGGUCAAAUAGUCCUUACACAGCCUGGAGGUCUGUUGGGUCAUUGUCCUGUUGAAAAACUAAUUAAAGUCCCACUGUGCGCAAACCAGAUGGGAGGGCGUAUCUCUACAGAAUGUUGUGGUAGCCAUGCUGGAUAAGAAUUCUGAAUAAAUAACUGACCAGCAAAGCACCAUCACACCACAUCCGUUCAUCUACUCUGCGUCUCACAAAAACACGGCGGUUGAAACCAAAAAUCUCAAGUUUGGAUUUAUCAGACCUAAGGACAGAUUUCCACUGGUCUAAUGUCCUUUGCUCGUGUUUCUUGGCCGAAGCAAGUCUCUUCUUAUUGGUUUCCUUUAGUAGUGGUUUCUUUGCAGCAAUUCGACCAUGAAGGCCUGAUUCACACAGUCUCCGCUGAACAGUUGAUGUUCAGAUGUGUCUGUUACUUGAACUCUGAAGCAUUUAUUUGGGCUGCAAUCUGAGGUGCAGUUAACUCUGAUGAACACUUGGACUAGAUCAGGGAUGAGGAACAGUGAUGGGGGUGGGGUCACAAAAACAUGAACAUAUCCUCUGCAGCAGAGAUACAUCUGGGUCUUCCUUUCCUGUGGUGGUCCUCAUCAGAGCCAGUUUCAUCAUAGCGCUUGAUGGUUUUUGCGACUGCAAUUGAAGAAACUUUCAAAGUUCUUGACAAUUUUUGUCUUGACUGACCUUCAUGUCUUAAAGUAAUGAAUUUCUGUAGUUUCUCUUUGCUUAUUUGCCAUAAUAUGGACGUGGUCUUUUACCAAAUAGGGAUAUUUUCUGUAAAUCCCCCCCUACCUUGUCACAACACAGCUGAUUGACUCAAACGCUUUAAGGAAAGAAAUUCCACAAAUCAACUUUUAACAAGGCACACCUGUUAUUUGAUAUGCAUUCCAGGUGACUACCUCAUGAAGCUGGUUGAGAGAAUGCAAAGAGUGUGCAAAGCUGUCAUCAAGGCAAAGGGUGGCUACUUUGAAGAAUCUCAUAUGUUUAACACCUUUUUUGGUUACUACAUGAUUCAAUGUGUUAUUUCAUGCUUUUUUUUUUCUUUUUCAUGCAAUGUAGAAAAUAGUAAAAAAUUAAGAAUAGCCUUUGAAUGAGUAGUGUCCAAAAGUUUGACUGGUGCUGUAUAUAUAUAUAUAUAUAUAUAUAUUCAAAGCGUGUAGUCAAACCUAACAAGUAGCUAGCUAACCCCAAUCCUAAAUCCAGCUGCAGAAGACUGUUGAAGUGUUUGAGAUCGACUCUGCGGUCGGACUGAGCAGAAUCACUGCUCCCCAAAUAAAGAAUCAGAUUCUUUGAUCAAGAUAGGGGGAUUCUGAGCUUCGCUUUGCUCAAAUGGAUCUACUCAAACAUGUUGGUAGCUAAACCCAGACCCAUGAGACCUGCUGCAAAGGAAGACUGCGACAUGCCAGUUGUUUCUGGACUGGUGCUUUAAAAAUAAAAAAGCUGGUCUCCAAUCACAAGAAGAAGCUAGCCACUUAGCCCCGAACACCUGUCUGGAAACCUGGGACAUUCUGGCAAAUACUGGACUGGUGCCUUUUUCUAAAAUGGUGAAAGACAGUUGGAGCACACAUUUACAUUACAUUUAAGUCAUUUAGCAGACUCUCUUAUCCAGAGGUCAUUAAUCGUAUGAAUUAGGCGUACCUCUUUUAAUUGAGCUGUUUUGUAUUCAUCUUAGAUUUUAUAUAUUGAAGUAAAUCAAAUGUUGAUCUC